GUAUAUUGGACAUAUUUUGGAAUCUAUGGGCGCUGCAGUUAAAGGGAAAAAGUAUGAAGCCAGAUACUGGCUAUACUACUUAUCCUUCAAAGGAGAAAACAGAGCUAUUGCUAGUGCCACUGCAGAAGAAAGCUCAUCAGACAAUGUUCCACUCAUCAAUUUCCCAAAGACUGCCAAGAGAAAGCAUGUGGUGAAGGAACCUGCUGAGGAAACCUCUGCUCAAAACCGGAGCCCUCAACAACUUGAAGAAGAAAUUCCUCAAGUCCAAAGCCUUCCAACCUCAUCACCUCAACCUCAAAUAGAUGAUGCAGAUGACCAAUUCUGGCAGCUCUACUAUGAUUGGAAAGCCUGGAAAGUUGGAAAUUCAGCAGAGCAACUGUUGAAUUGGGACCAACAACUGAAGAAUGAGAAGAUCAUCAAGAAGUGCUUGGGAAUACCAGUAAACUACAACUGUGAACAAAUUUUGGAUGACUACUGGGUAUGGCAAAGGAAUCCUGAAGACUUGCAUCUGGAAUACCUGGCCAACACACCAGUUUCAGACUUUGAAGCAGAUGAUGAAGAUCCUGCAGUCUUCAAGCUAGUUCUAACUGAAGUUGUAGAAGAGAAGGCAACCUCUCCCCCACAAGAACAGAACCAGGAAACAGCAGAAGAAGAAGAAUUUCAGCAACUAAUCCAAUCUCAAGUUUUGGAGAUUCUCACCACUCCUUGUGAGAUCUCCAAUCCUACUGAAAUUGAGAUCCCGGAGAAGUCAGCAGAAAUUCUGGAACAGUCAGCUCUUCCAGAAACAAUGGAGCAAGCUGUUGAAGCACAAACGAAUUCUGGAGAAGCUGAAAAGGAAACUCAAAUGGCAGAACUAGAGGUAAUCAAUUUUCAUUUCCAUAGCUCUUCCACCCCUACUCUUCCGGAUGAGAUACCGGAAAUCUGGAGAAAGAAGGUCCAAGGGCUGAUUGAAUCAGCCCUAGCAUCUCAACAUGCCUCCUUUAGGCAAGAGAUAGAGCAAAUGGAAGUCAGGCACACCCAGCUGAUAGAGAAAUCUGAAGGAAAACACAGCGCAGAUCACAAAGAAAUAGGCAAAUCAGUGCACAAGACUCUCGAGAUUAUCUCUCUAUUGAGUAAAACUGUGAGCAACACGAUGGAAAUAUAUGCCUCUGACAGUCAACUUCAACUCAAAGAGAUCAACAAAGUCAAAGAGCAAAUAGCGAGUGUUACAGUUAGUCUCCAAAAACAGAUGUCCCUUCUCCAAAUGGACAUCAGAUCAGCCUUAGCAGUAGCUUCUGCAAAUCAGGUAGUGACCAAAGACUACUUGAAGGUGAUCAUUGACAAUCAAAAGGAAGCAUACAAGCUGUUCAGACUUAUUGGCGCAAAUUCUGGAAACCGCAAGAUGGAAGUAAUUCUCCAACAACACAGUCCAUCUCCAAUACCACAGCUCCCUAUUGCAGUCAAAGAAGGAGAAGUAUCUUAUAUUCCUUCUCAUCUGAACUUGACAAAUCUAAUCCUUGAAGCACANAACCUGUCCAGAAUUCCUAAACAAGCACUAGAAGACAAACAGAGUAAAGUUCUACAGUCCAGAAUACUUGAACAACAGCUAGAAGACGGACUCUAUGGAAAAAGGAAUCUCUCCUUUAACAAAUGGAUGUUCAUGAGCGAGGGGGAGAUGGAAGAGAAUGUUGAUGCUUUUAAGGUCGUUUGUGAUGCAUUGGAAUAUGGAUGGAGCUUGACUAAUCCAUGCGAUGUUGAUAUGAUAUUCUUCCCAGUAAUGCAAAACCAUUGGUGUUAUUGCAUAUGUGUGAACCUGAAAGGGAAUAGGGUUGAUAUUCUCGACAGCUCAUCAGCGGGCGUUGCAAAGAUUAAUAAAUAUGACAAGAUGCCAAGCGUUGUUCGAGACAUGGUCGUAAAAUAUUUCAAGAGUAAAGGACUGGAUGGCCGGGUCGAGAAACUGAAGAUGCAAGAACCGAAACGAUUGCAACUGGCGUGGAGAGAUUCGUCUGCUGUAUUCGAUUAUGGUGUGAUUACAAUGCGGGACAUGGAGACGUACACAGGGCAGGCAUUGAAGCAGUGGGAAUGUGGCUUGAAAAAAGGGGAUGAGAGGGCGGUGAAUGCACUUCAUACAAAGUAUUGUGCUGCGAUAGUCGAAUCAGAUAUCAACGAGGUUAAGGACAAGAUAAGGCAGCUGGUGAAGCACUCGAGUGGUUGAAGACUACAUGACUUGAUUACAAAUUCAUGUUUCUGAUGCCUGACUUUUUCAUGGGG
Messenger RNA from Cuscuta campestris, 2250 nucleotides. Lineage: Eukaryota; Viridiplantae; Streptophyta; Magnoliopsida; Solanales; Convolvulaceae. The record is from the annotation of a GenBank genome assembly.